AAUAUCUGGAAUCUGAAUUAAACUGGGCAUUCUUCUGAGAGGCUACUCGUCCGUUUAACCAAACCAAAGAAAACAUUUUUAAAAAAAAUUAUUUCAUUUCCCCGAACGUCCAAGAAUUUGCAAGGACGCAACCUCCAACUCUCGACAGUGGAGAUCCUGUUAACUUCCUCUGAAAAGAAGAGCGUACUUUGGAGAUGUCACGGCAUCACAGCCGGUAUGAGAGAGAUUAUCGCAUUGGGUGGGACUGGCGGGAACGAAGCACCAGCUGUAGCAAUGUAAAUAAUACCAACUGCAGCAGUGGCAUUGCCAACAGCAACAACAUCACUAACAGACCUGGUCUUCUGCCACUGCCAAUUGUUCCCUCCCGUCUCUUAACUCCAGUCACACCUGUCUGCACCACAGCAAGCAAUGAGAUGAUGACAAGUUUAAUGGCCAGCUCUGUUCCUUCCACAACAACAGCUUCCAAGCCUUCAAGCAUUUCUAAGAUUGACAGUCAGACACAAGGACAAAUGCUCAGUAAAAGUGUGAGGUGGGGACAAACUCCUAUCAAUCAAUCAACUCCCUGGGACACAGAUGAACCUCCAUCCAAGCAAAUGAGAGAAAUAGAAAAUGCUGGUCCAACAUCGUGGGUCCCUCCAGUUGCAGCAGUGGGCCAGCCUGCCCUCAUACCUCCCACGUAUGGGAUGACGCAACCACCAGCAUUCAAUGUUCAAGGUCCAGUGAUUGGAGUUACACCCACAAUGCCACCUCCAGUUCCCCCUCAACUUCCACUUAUGACAGCACAUUAUCAAGUACAACAUCCUUCACAGCCUUUAACCAACAUGGUUGUUAAUCUGCAGAGUCAGCCUUUGUACACAACUAGUCAGCCGAUUACCAUGUCCCCUCUCACUGGGGUGGGUCAGGUGACUCAGCCUGCCCCAAGCACAGUAGGGAAUGGUCACAUGAGUUGUCCCAUUCUGCAUCCAUCUGCUGUGCCCUCAGCUGCUCUUCCUAGUAAUGCUCAAGGAGUCAAUGAGCAGGUUGUUCCCCAUCUUCCUUUAAAUCCACCACAAAUUGAAGACAACAGAAAUGGUGUGCAGAUGUUACGGACUGUUGGGAUGGGAAAGUACGAGUUUAUGGACCCUUGGCACCCGAAAGGUGAUCGACGCGAGUCCCCUGUCAGCACCAUGGACCAAGCUCAGCCCAGACUUGACACCACGGAAGAACUUCAAACAGAAAUGUUGAAGGAGUUGAACCAGCAGCGCAGAGCGAAAGAGUUUACAGACCUGAAAAUAACUGUUGAAGGCAAAGAGUUUGAAGUCCAUCAAAAUGUUCUAGCUUCCUGCAGCUUAUAUUUCAAGGAACUGAUCAAAAGGGCUUCAAAGGACAACAAGAAUGGAGAGAAGCUGGAGCUGACAAUUUCCAACAUAAACGCAGAUGUACUGGAAAUGCUGCUGGAGUUUGUUUAUACUGGUUCACUCAUCAUCAAUUCUGGAAAUGCAAAAACGCUGCUAGAAGCUGCCAGUAAAUUCCAGUUCCGAACUUUCUGCAAAGUUUGUGUUUCAUUUCUAGAGAAACAACUAACAGCUACUAACUGUUUAGGAAUACUAGCUAUGGCAGAAGCAAUGCAGUGUAACGAACUACACAACAUGGCAAAAGCCUAUGCACUGCAAAACUUUCCAGAAGUAACAACCCAAGAUGAGGUUCUGAAUGUCUCAAAGGAUGAUCUCAUUGCCUUUCUCUCCAAUGACAACCUGAACACAAAGGCUGAAGAACUUGUGUAUGAAGCUGUAAUUAAAUGGAUUAAGAAGGAUCCAACGAACCGGACACAGCAUUUGUCUGAGCUGUUGGCCGUAGUCCGCUUGCCCUUUAUUCAUCCAAGCUACCUGUUAAAUGUCGUUGACAAUGAGGAAUUGAUAAAGUCUUCAGAGGCUUGCCGAGACCUGGUAAAUGAAGCAAAACGCUAUCACAUGUUGCCACAUGCUCGACAGGAAAUGCAGACGCCUCGAACACGGCCAAGGCUAUCUGCAGGUGUGGCUGAAGUAAUUGUCCUGGUUGGUGGUCGUCAAAUGAUUGGAAUGAGCCAACGAGAUCUCACAGCUGUCAGCUGCUUUAACCCACAAAACAACAAAUGGUAUCCGUUAGCCAGUCUACCAUUCUACGACAGGGAGUUUUUCAGUGUUGUGAGUGCAGGCGACAACAUCUAUUUAUCAGGUGGCAUGGAGUCUGGUGUCACACUCGCUGAUGUUUGGUGUUACAUGUCCCUUCUGGAUAAUUGGAACCUAGUUUCACGAAUGACUGUCCCUAGGUGUCGACACAAUAGCCUGGUGUAUGAUGGGAAAAUUUACACUCUCGGUGGAAUUGGUGUCUCUGGAAAUCUUAAUCACGUUGAAAGGUAUGACACAAUUACCAAUCAGUGGGAAACAGUAGCUCCUCUUCCCAAAGCUGUGCACUCAGCAGCUGCAACUGUAUGCGGUGGCAAAAUCUACGUGUUUGGAGGCGUGAAUGAGGCAGGACGGGCAGCUGGAGUUUUACAGUCAUACGUCCUUCAAACAAACACAUGGACUUUCAUUGAAUCACCAAUGAUAGAUAACAAGUACGCUCCUGCAGUUACUCUCAAUGGUUUUGUCUUUAUUCUUGGCGGUGCCUAUGCCAGAGCUACUACUAUCUAUGAUCCUGAUAAAGGCAAUAUCAAAGCAGGGCCAAACAUGAAUCACUCAAGACAAUUCUGCAGUGCCGUGGUACUGGAUGGGAAAAUCUAUGCUACAGGAGGAAUCGUCAGUAGUGAAGGACCUGCAUUGGGAAAUAUGGAAACGUAUGAUCCCCAAACUAACAAUUGGACACUCCUGCAAAACAUGCCUUGCCCAGUGUUCAGGCAUGGCUGUGUAGUCAUCAAAAAAUACAUUCAAAGUGGUUGACACUAUGACAUGGGGAUAGCAGUUCUCAAAUUGUUUUAUUCUGCUGUAGCAGUGCUUUAAAACAAUGCAUAUGUUGCUUUUACUGUCUACAUUGAAUGUAGAUUCCAUACUCACCAUUAGGUGAAAUAGGGCAAAAAUCCCUAUGGAUGUAUUAUAGUAUAACUUAUGGUACUUCUAGUAGUGUCACAAGACCUGACACUUGUUUUAGAUAUUGGGCAAUUUGGGUAUGAAUGCCCGCUUUAUAACAAUCAUCAGUUUUGCUUUCAAACAGUUACCUUUAUAUUGUUAAAGGCCAUUUAGAAGAAAAAUUGGUUUGUAGAGCGUAAUAUCUACAAUACCAGAGUGUAACAGCAUGUACACUAUUCAGUAAAAGCAAGACGUAGUCCCACAGAGCACAAGAAAUCCUAGACAAUGUGGUGGAAGAUCUCAAGCAAUUCUAUUGUACACUGGGACAAUACCAACAGGAAGCUUGGAUUGUCCACAAGUUGUGCAUGUCUAAAAUGUACAACAGCAGAAAACUACACUGAAAGUAAUGCUUAAAAAAAGCAAAAUCAUGUCUAGAGACAGCUUUCUCUGAUUAUAUGAAAUAUCAGCUGCAAGAACCAUCAAAAAUAUAAAAAAUGCAAAUGAUUUUGGGAGGAAACGAUUUGAAAGAAGAAUCUUUAGAUUCUCUUUUGUUUUAUUUUCAGUCCCCCCAUUGGUGAUGAAUUUAAACACCCAGAGGUGUGCAAUGCUGUUUUCUGAAUUGUUAUUGAGAAGCAAAAGCAGUGAGAUUAAUGCCAUGAGUUUUCAGAGGUUGUAGCUGUAAUGUCUUGCAUUGCCAUCUGGUUUAAUUCUUUCCAUGUUUAUAUCUUAGAUGAUAUAGAACAAACUUGCUGCACUAACAAUAAAUCUAUAUAAAUCUAGUAUUUGUUUCUGUAAUCCCUUUUACAGCAUCAAAUGUAAAAGUGCCAUUUAGCUAGAGGAUAUUUUUACCUAUUUGGCAUAUUUCAUUUUAGAUUAUUAUGUAAAAACGCCUGGUCAUUCUCUAUCUAGUUUAUUUUAAAAUGCUAAAUCUAAGCAAGGCAAAAUCUUCUAAUCUCAAGGUUUUUUUUUAUAAAAGUAGUAAAAUUUUAUCCAGGUGAAUUAACUGCCCAUUCAAUUUUACACUUAAAUGUCACUAUGUGACAAAGUUGCUCCUUAUGUGUAGUAUACCCAGGGGAACAGUAGCAUAAUGGGUUAUGUUACUCGAUUUGUAAUCCCGAGGACUGGAUUAAUAAUCUGGUGAUAUGAGUUCAAAUCUCACCAAGGCAGCAGGGGUAUUUAAAUUCAGUUAAUUAAAUAAAUUUGGAAUAUCGGAAAAAAAAAUGCUAGUAUCAGUAAUAAACUGUCAAAUUAUUGUAAAACCCCAUCUGAUUCACUAAUGUAUUUUAGGGAAUGAAACCUGCCAUCCUUAACUGUCUGGUGUACAUGUGACACCAGACCCACAGCAAUGUGGGCAAUGUGACACCUAAUUUCCCUCUAAUAGUCUAGUAAGCCACUUGGUUGCCAAGAAGUUGGGCUCACCAUUGCCUUCUCAGGGGCAAUUAGAGAUGGGCAAUAAAUGUUGGUUUUACCAGCAACGUCCACAUCUGUGAAUAAAUAAGGGGAGGGAAUGGAAGGAAAGAAGCUGCUGAAAUGUUUACUUCUGGUAUUCAUGGCUCAAUAACAACUCAUAGGAGUAACAGAUAGUCUAUAUUGGCUCUUCAUCUAUAGCAGGGUAGUGGAUAGAUGCAAUACUAUGAUUGUGGAUAGAUACAUCAGUGUGUACAUCUCCAGUACUGAUAGUUAAGAUUUCCUAUAUAAAUCUAGUGCGAUGCUCAUACCAGUUUCAGCUUUAAGUAUGUACUGUAUGAAUAUGAUUUAUAUAUUCACAUAUUAGGUAGUAUCCUGAGUUUCAAUCCUCUGAAUACGUAUUCAAUAUACCAUGUACAGUAGU
Carcharodon carcharias (great white shark) is the source of this 4854-nucleotide messenger RNA. Its product is annotated as kelch-like protein 29. The record is from RefSeq and is a predicted model, not a curated record. Gene Ontology annotation, molecular function: protein binding. The transcript is spliced from 14 exons. Bases 195 to 2897 code for a protein of 900 amino acids. NCBI's taxonomy places the organism in Eukaryota, Metazoa, Chordata, Chondrichthyes, Lamniformes, Lamnidae.